Molecule: messenger RNA, 892 nt
Organism: Cryphonectria parasitica EP155
Lineage: Eukaryota; Fungi; Ascomycota; Sordariomycetes; Diaporthales; Cryphonectriaceae
Exons: 1
Coding region: 263-430 (55 amino acids)
Source: RefSeq, a predicted model, not a curated record
GGGGGUUCAGCACAUAGUACACAGGCUAUUAUCGCUUGCUUGGUCUACGAUACACCGGAAUAGUUACUGAAAAUCAAUGCUGAUCUGUCACUGCUCCCAUUUCCCUCACCAGAGGCCACCGUCAGUGGUAUCUGAAGGGAUUGAGAAUAUAAAUAAAAUGAAACAAGAGACAGAACAAUGCUAUCUCCUUCCACAGGCAAAAGCUUGAUGAGGAUCCAGAGAUUCAAACUGGAAUCCAUCCGUCCAUCCAGAUAAACACGAAAUGCAAUGCUCUGCUACCAAACUGAGCAGAAACGAUGAUGAGUGUCUGCGGAUUUUGAUGCCUCCCUUCCCGACAGAACGCCCAGAAAGCACGAAAAUCAGGAUAUUUGCCUUUCAAAGCCUAGCCAAACACCUCGCGAAUGGGGGAAUAAAAAGAAGAGAGCAAUGAAAAGAGAAAAAAGCGAGCCAUCAAGUGCUUUGCCUGACGCUUCCAAGUUGCAAUCACACACCGUCUACCUCUAGUACUUUCCAUCUGCAUGCUUUGAACCCUGUUGUGUUGCGGUGAUGUUGUGAUGGGGUCGAAGUGUGCACAAGGCUGGAUAUGGAGGCUGUAGAAAAACAAACAGGAACACCCAAUGCUUGGCUCUCAAUUUGAUUCCCAUGAAUGCCAAUCUUGUGUCGAGAUAUCUUUAGUGACAGGAUCGCUGUGCUGUGAUGCAAAACGUAUGCUAAUUCCUUGAUGAGUUGAUUGAUCACCGACUGGGGUGUGGAGGUAUAGAGAGGGCAUGCAUGGUGCUUGGGACCCUCUUUGCGUCGAGGCAUCUACCCAUAUGCUUGGUACGAGAGAGGAGAUCCCCAGCACAAGCUUUGUUGUAAACGAGCACGAUCGUGAGGUGGCAGGGCAUUGAAA